CUUGCUUGGCAGCUGUAGCGUCGGCGGCGUUCUUUUCAUUUCACUGCAAAAUUACCAUGGCUUCUUUCACUCAAUGGGUCUUGUCCUUGGGCCACAGGCUCCUCCCAAUGCCGCGCUUGUUGGACGCAGCCUCCAAUACUGCGAUUGACAUAGUCAAGACGGGUGAGAAUAGGAGACCACGAUUCGAAGACCUUCCCCUUAACCCGGAAGAUCCUGCAUGGUCUGCAUGGGGCCUGUGGGGAGCUGACGAUGAGCUUGGGACGUUGAACUUGCUCACCGAAGAGACAACCAAGAACGCCUCGGAGGAGAUCAAAGAGGGUAUUGUGAUACCGCUAAAUCUGCCAAUCGAGGCUCCUCUGCUUCCCAUGAACCCUGCGAGGAAGCCUUGCAACCACAACAUCCUCAACAAAGGAUACGCCAACGACGACGAGCUAGAUUUUAAUACACAAAGUUCUAGCCAUUGGGAUGGGCUUCGACACUAUCCCUACCAGAACUGCGAUGUGCCAAAAUACUACAACCAUGCGGUCCAAGAUGACUUUACUGGUCCACGGGCGAGCUCUCGCAUCGGAAUACAGAAUAUGGCAAGACGAGGAAUUGUUGGCCGCGGUGUUUUGCUUGAUUGGCGUGCCUACGCAUUGCGCAAGGGAAUUCAGUACUCGCCAUUCGAACCACACGCUAUCCCGUUGAGCCAACUGCUUGAAGUGGCAGUGGAACAGCAUGUUACAUUCCGCAAGGGCGACAUUCUAAUCAUUAGAUCUGGCUGGACCGAGGAAUACAUGCUUCUGACCACCCAGCAGAAGAUUGACCUAGCGAAACGCAACGUACGAGCAUUUGUCGGCGUCCAGGGCAACAAGGAAAUGAUUAAAUGGCACUGGGACAAUGGGUUUUCGGCCGUUGCCGGCGACACAAAUGCGUACGAAGCAUGGCCGCCCGCGCGAGACGACGGUGUGUGUUGUCACGAGGUCUUCCUGAGCGGCUGGGGAAUGCCCAUUGGUGAGGUUUGGGACUUGGAGGAGUUGGCGAAGACUUGUGAGAAGCUGGGACGAUGGACGUUUUUCCUCACCAGCUCUCCAUUGAACUUGGAGAAUGGCGUUGCGAGUCCGUCAAACGCGAUAGCAACUUUUUAGACGACAUUAAAUGGGAUGGAUAUACGUCCAAA
Molecule: messenger RNA, 1159 nt
Organism: Ilyonectria robusta
Lineage: Eukaryota; Fungi; Ascomycota; Sordariomycetes; Hypocreales; Nectriaceae
Exons: 4
Coding region: 57-1127 (356 amino acids)
Molecular function (GO): arylformamidase activity
Source: RefSeq, a predicted model, not a curated record